Molecule: messenger RNA, 2025 nt
Organism: Phragmites australis (common reed)
Lineage: Eukaryota; Viridiplantae; Streptophyta; Magnoliopsida; Poales; Poaceae
Product: serine/threonine-protein kinase PEPKR2-like
Exons: 3
Coding region: 374-1723 (449 amino acids)
Biological process (GO): peptidyl-serine phosphorylation; protein autophosphorylation; intracellular signal transduction
Cellular component (GO): nucleus; cytoplasm
Molecular function (GO): calmodulin binding; ATP binding; calcium/calmodulin-dependent protein kinase activity
Source: RefSeq, a predicted model, not a curated record
ACCGCAACGGAACCGUCGCUUCGCGUCAAGACGCGCGAUUUCUCCCGCAGAUCGCCCGUCCGACACCAUCACGCCGCCCGGUUCCGCCCGUACGCUGCAAGCGCACGCGGCGCCCCUCCCUUCCCGUGCUCCCCAUCACCCCGAUCCGACGACGCCCCACGAGGCCACGACACCAGAAGCAGCCAACCCCACCACCACCGUCCUUGCUCAUCUACCACGCUUUUCCUCCCGUCCCCUCGCCUCCUCGAGCCCCUCGCUCCCAAUCCCAUCCCAUCUCGCACCACCAACCUUCCCGAUCCAGCCCGCAUCCACACACCCCCAUGACCCGCAAGAGGCACAAGCACGCCGCCGCCUAGGGUUCCGACCUCCGCGCAUGGAGUCGCUGCCGCGGAAGCGCAAGGGCGCGCGCGCCGCAUGCUCUCUUGCCGGAUCCCUCCACGACGCGCCCGCCGCCCGUAAGCGCACCUGCCGGGAGCCCAAGCCGCGGCCCGAGAAGAAGAAGCCGCCCUCCGCGGGCGGCGAUGCCGCUGAUGACGCCUCCGUCCGGGGCGGCGUGGUGAUGACGGCGCCCCCCGCGAGCGGGCGGGCGGCGCCGGACAGCCCCGGGCGCGGGCUGAAGCGGAAGCUGGGCUGCAUCGAGUCGGCCACGCGGAUGGGGAGGAAGAAGCGGCUCGAGAGCGAGUACGAGCUCGGCGGCGAGAUCGGGCAGGGCAAGUUCGGCUCCGUCCGGAUCUGCCGCGCCAAGGCCGGUGGCGAGGAGUUCGCCUGCAAGGCGCUGCCCAAGAACGGCGAGGAAACGGUCCAUCGCGAGGUGGAGAUCAUGCAGCACCUCUCGGGCCACCCAGGCAUCGUCACGCUCAAGUCCGUAUUCGAGGACGCCGACAAGUUCUACCUCGUUAUGGAGCUCUGCAGUGGAGGGCGGCUUCUCGACGAGAUUGCCAGGGAGGAGAAGUUCUCCGAGCAGCGCGCCGCCAUUGUGAUCAAGGAUCUCAUGGCCGUGGUCAAGUACUGCCACGAGAUGGGCGUCGUGCACAGAGACAUUAAGCCAGAGAAUAUUUUGCUCACCAAGGCCGGGAAGAUGAAGCUCGCCGAUUUUGGACUCGCUGCACGGGUUACUAACGGUCAGAAAUUAUCUGGCGUUGCUGGGAGCCCAGCUUAUGUGGCACCUGAAGUUCUUUCAGGAAGCUAUUCUGAGAAAGUAGAUAUAUGGGGUGCUGGUGUGUUACUCCAUGUACUACUGCUUGGUUCACUUCCAUUUCAAGGAGGCUCUCUGAACGCUGUCUUUGAGGCUAUUAAGACAACUGAACUUGAUUUCAACUGUGGUCCAUGGGAAUCAAUAUCAGGUCUUGGACGGGAUCUUAUUGGCCAUAUGUUGAAUCGAGAUGUCUCCGCUAGAUAUACUGCUGAUCAAGUUCUUAGUCAUCCAUGGGUCUUAUUUUACACCGAAUGUCCCCUGAAAGCUGUAGCUGCUAAUUUGUGUGUCACUAAAAAGAUUGUAGCGCCCAAAAUUCCAUGGGACAGAAUUAGGUCAGAAUGUGAUUCGUCAUCUUCAGAUUCAUCAAGCCAGGAUCAGGAUGAAUGUGGUAUAGUUGACGCACUGACAGCAGCAAUAACUCAUGUUAGGAUAUCAGAACCAAAGAGGAGUCGGCUGUGUAGCCCUGCCAUUACCAUUCAGCAGGAGUGCUCUUCAAACUUGAAGAGCAACCUGUGUACGGCAUUCUGACCUGACCCAAUUACAGCUACUGAUUGGAAUGGUGUCCAUUUUUCUCACUGAGAAGGUUGGUCUGAUUUACGAUGGGUCGACUGAUUGGUUGGUGUCUCGGAGCUGAGGAUGAUAACUCGGGUUUUCAUCAAAGCAAACAAGUGUUUGAUAUGGUGUAUGUUUUCUUGGGUGAUGCUGAUAAACCCAACAGUAGUAGCUGCUGUAAAUUUUGUACAUAGCAUGAUCCCCUUAGCUGCCUGGGUUGCUAAUUUAUGUAUUGAGAACUAUUUCAAGUAAUGCUCAUAAACGUAUUGUGAGCUGUC